UGUGUAGCUGGUCAUACUUGCUGUAUUCUUUUGUUACUGAGUCCUGCUCUUCUGGAAACUGGUUGGCGCUCAGUUCGAAUGUUGAAUUUCUCCUACGAACAUUUCAAACGUUGGCUCUAAUCGAAAUCCUACAUGCCUGUUUGCGUUUGGUUAAGUCGUCUCCCGUUCUGACGGCUGUACAGCUCAUGUCCCGGGUGUUCGUCGUUUGGGGAAUAAUGCUUCCGCUGGGUGAACUCAUAUAUAUGUAUACAGCCGUUGUGUUCCUAUGGAAGAAUGGCCUUUACCGAUUUCCAAUGCCGAACAGCUUCAACGUCAGUUUCGACUACAGUUGGAUAAUCGUACUGGUCAUGCUUAGUUACAUCCCUGGUAAGUCCUCUUAUUGA
Opisthorchis viverrini is the source of this 383-nucleotide messenger RNA. RefSeq lists its product as hypothetical. Gene Ontology annotation, biological process: sphingolipid biosynthetic process; very long-chain fatty acid biosynthetic process; fatty acid elongation. Gene Ontology annotation, molecular function: 3-hydroxyacyl-CoA dehydratase activity. Lineage: Eukaryota; Metazoa; Platyhelminthes; Trematoda; Opisthorchiida; Opisthorchiidae. The transcript is spliced from 3 exons. The annotation marks the transcript as partial. The record is from RefSeq and is a predicted model, not a curated record. Gene Ontology annotation, cellular component: endoplasmic reticulum membrane.